Molecule: messenger RNA, 4467 nt
Organism: Lithohypha guttulata
Lineage: Eukaryota; Fungi; Ascomycota; Eurotiomycetes; Chaetothyriales; Trichomeriaceae
Gene: PAN1
Product: actin organization and endocytosis protein
Exons: 2
Coding region: 1-4467 (1488 amino acids)
Biological process (GO): endocytosis; endosomal transport; actin cortical patch assembly
Cellular component (GO): mating projection tip; actin cortical patch; cytoplasm
Molecular function (GO): calcium ion binding; actin binding
Source: RefSeq, a predicted model, not a curated record
AUGUUUUCGCAGUCGAACUCCUUCCUAGGAGGCUCUAAUAGUGCUCGGCCAGGAGCUGGGCAGUACGGGCAGCCGUCGUUUAAUUCAUAUCAGCCGAGUAACCCGUCUCCUUUCGCGCCGCAACCUACUGGCUUUGGUGGACAACAGCAAUUGCAAUCCCAGGCCACUGGCUAUCCUGGUUUCAACCAGCAGCAGAGCUAUGGCGCUCCUCAACAGCAGCCCCAAGCGACAGGCUUUCCUGGCUACAACCAACAACAACAACAACAGCAACAACCAAGCUUCAAUCAAUCACAGCUCGGUUUCGGUCAACAGCAGCAGCUCCAACAGCCACAGCAAAGCCAGGCAGUGCCGCCGCCACAACCGCUGAGACCGCAGCAGACCUCAUCACAGAUAGCUGCCUCGUUCACUCAAGCAGCUGCCGUCCCUCCAACUCCUCCGAAAGAUGCUGCAGGCAGAGGUGGUAGAAUACCAAACAUGCGUCUGUCCUUCAUCACCUCGACCGACCAAGCAAAGUUCGAGCAAUUGUUCAAGUCUGCGGCAGGCAGCAACCAAGCACUAGAUGGAGAGAAAGCGAAAGAUCUUUUACUGCGCUCAAAACUGCCAGGUGCGGAUUUGUCACAAAUAUGGCUUCUCUCCGAUACGACAAAGUCCGGACAGCUUCUGUUUCCGGAAUUCGCGUUGGCCAUGUACUUGUGUAAUCUGAGACUAACUGGCCAGGCUCUGCCCCCUGCUCUUCCUGAGAAGAUGAGGAACGAGGUGUCGAGUAUGGUUGAUAUCAUCUCCUUCGGCGUUCCCGAUGAACAACCCUCAAGGGCAGCUCCGCGAACAAACGUGCCCGAUUUCGACGCUCCUCUGAGGCAGAAUGCUGUCUCACCUCCUGCUCCACAACAGCCAAUCCCUCAGCAGCCAAGUAACCAGCAAUUGCUCAACCAGCUCACGGCCCAGCCGACUGGCUUCUACAAUGCUGCCAUGGCGCAAAGAACUGGAUUGCAACCACAAGCCACAGGAUUUCCAAUGCAAGGUCAGAACCUACAAGUACCUGGAAUGAGCCAAAAUAUACAAUCACAGCCUACUGGCUUCAUGCAGAAUCCAGCUGCGACAGGCUACAGCGGCCCACGCCCGCCAAUGCCACCAAUGCCACCAAUGCCAACAGGACUAGGUCAAGGACUUUCCCCGUCUCAAACAGGAAUUGGCGCACUUCAAGCACAACCAACUGGCCUGCCUGGUCAGUGGGGCUUUGUCAACGCACCCGCCACUGGGCUGCCUAACAUCGAGGCACUGAGAAGUCAAUUGAUGCCUCAGCAAGGUCGAGAGCAGGGCUUCACAACGCAAGGCCUAACAGGGUCAGCCAAAAUCCCUUGGGCAAUCACUAAGGACGAGAAAAAGAUUUACGAUGAUCUAUUUAAGGCUUGGGACGGUCUUCACAAGGGCUUUAUCAGUGGCGAGACUGCCAUUGAGAUCAUGGGUCAGAGUGGACUCGAUCAAAAGGACCUCGAAGCUCUCUGGACAUUGGCAGAUCCCAGCAAUCGAGGUCGCUUGAAUAUGGAUGAGUUUGCUGUAGCUAUGCACUUAAUCUACAGAAAGCUCAAUGGCUACCCGGUACCGAACCGGUUACCUCCUGAGCUAAUACCACCUUCUGCUCGAAACAUUGACAGCUCUCUAGACACGGUACGGAACAUGCUAAGACAGGAUGCCGAAACAAGAAAGCAAAGUGGUGCUUUCUUGCAGCCUCAGAAGACAGGUGUCAGCUACCUGAAGGGCCACUCCUUUCGGGCAGGCUCUCCUGUUGCUAGUGGACGAAAGGAUGCUACAGUCUUCCGAAACAAUGACGACGACAUCGGCUACCGCUCUAGUGCAAGACGAAGACUUGGAGCUGAGGGUCGAACACCGUCGCCUGCUCAGGGAUCUGAAAUGUCUGAUGACUCGCGCUACGAUGAAUUGACUCCCGACCAGAUUCGGAAGAGGAUCAGGGAGAAGAAAAUCCUUGUGGAUGCAACAGACUUCUCCGACGAGCGUCAACAAGAAGAUGACGAUGUGCUUGAUCGCCGCGAUCGUCGUGAGGCUGAAGAACUGUUCCGUCAGGUUCGUCAUAUACAAGAUGAUAUAGACACUCACCCAAACUCCACCGUGGGCACAGCUGACACAGGGACCGAGCGAAGAUCGCUUCGAAGGGAGCUUCAGAGAUACCAAGAUCGAAUUCCUGCGCUUGCUUCUGAUGUUCGGAGGGUUGAGAAGGACAUUGCAACAGCAAAAUUGGAACUCUUCAGGUUGAAAGACGCUAAGGCUCACCCUGGCGGUGCUUCUAGCAUAGUCGGAACUGGUCCUGGCGGCCAGGUCACAGAGGGUGACCGGAUCAAGGCUAGAGCCCGAGCACGUAUGCAAGCUCGUGCCGCCGAGCUUGCCGGAAGACCUGUACCGCAGACAGAAGACGAAGGUGCAAGCCAGCAACGUCUCGAACAAGAGCGAACAGCAAUUCGUACCGAGCAAGAGAAGAACGAGGGAAUGACUCGGGAUGUAGAAGAGAGUGUCAAAGACUUUGUUGCAAGCUUAGAGGAUGGGUUACGUGAUCAGAAUGAAAACACGACGCAGGAACACGAACGUCGUAGGUGGGAGGAAGCAUUGGGAGUCGAGGACGAAGUGCGAGAGCUAAUCUAUGAUCUCCAAAGAAACAGCCGAACAGCUAGAGUUCGAAAGGAAGAAGCAUCGCGGCCAAGUUCACAGCAAGCCUCUACGAGUAACCGGGAUGCUACUCCCACGAACGGUGCCACCUACACGAAACCUCCUCCACCAACUCAGACUGCCUCUUCUUCUUCCAUGACAUCGAACAUAUCUCACGCAGACAGAGUUUCAUCUGCGAAAGAGAGAGCCCUGAAACGUAUCCAAGAUCGAAUGGCGGCGGCUGGGCUGAAAUCGGCGGGAGAUGCGGGCGAAAGUGUACAGCAGCGACAAGAAAGAGAGAAACGUGAAAGAGAAGAACGACUAAGAAAAGCACAAGAAGAGGAUGAAAGGCGAGAACAAGAACGACAAGCUAGGCUCGUCAGUGAAGGUGUAGCGGCUGCACCACCUACAAGUCCGAAGCCAGCCAAGAAGCCACCUCCACCACCAUCUCGAAAGGGAAGACAGGAAAGUAUCGAUCAAGGUGAAAAGCAGGCAGCAGAGACAGCAGCCAAGGCGCAUGCUGAAGCAGAUGCUGUAAAGCAGCUGGAAGCCGAUCAGAAAGCGCAGCAAGUCGAGAGGAUGAAACUCGAGCAACAAGCUGCAUCACAAGAAGAUGACUUAGAAAGAGAGCGACAAGCAGCCGAUGCCCGCCUCAAAGCACUCGAAGAACAAGUUCGCCAAGGCAAGCUCAAGAAGGCUGAGGAAAAGGCAAAGAAAAAGGCGACUGAGAAAGAGGCAAAAGAAAAGGAGGAGAAGCUGGCCAGACGACGCGCCGAGAUUGAAGCCGCUCGUGAACGCGAAAGACAACUGCAAAGGCAGCUUGAGAACCUGGGCGACGACGACUCAUCGUCGGAUGACGAAGGACCUGCUCAGAUUACACCACAGGACAGCUCCGUUGCGAGUCUCCCAGUACGCUCACCUGUAUCUGCGGCCGAACCUCCAAAUGGACCACCACCUGUACCUUCAAUCGCUCCGCCAGUCCCCUCCUCAGAUGCUAGUUCCACAUCAGCUACACCUAUGACGAGCCCGCCGCCAAUGCACGAAUCCAAGAAUCCCUACUUCCGAAAAAUGUCACAAGCAUCCGAACAGUCACAACCAGCCUUCUCGCCUCAGCCUCCCGCUGCAGCACAACCUUUCUCUCCUCCUGCUCAGAAAGGGUUACCAUCUACUAAUCCGUUCGCUAGACUUGCGCAACAAGAAGCCGCUAAGCCUUUGACUUCACAAGCUACCGGACCUGUCUCUCGCCGAAGACAGGAAGAAGAUGAGUGGUCUGCAGCAGGCUCUGACAAGGAUGAUAGCGAUACAGAAGAUGGACCUACUGGUGGCUCGGCCAAACAACUUGCUUCGCUUCUCUUUGGUACCAUGGCACCACCUCGUCCACUUUCAGCCAUGGACAGCAAACCACAAACACCAGUUUCUGCUGGACCUAACGUAAGCUCACCGACUGCUCCUCAAAUGCCAGGAGCAUUUGACGAGGAUUACACGUCCGAAAGCAUGUUCGAUGCACCUGCUGCCGCACCACCUCCUCCACCACUACCAAGUUUCGGUGCUCCUAGUGCACCUCCGCCACCUCCUCCUAUGCCUUCUUUUGCAAGUGCAGGGAGCCCACCGCCACCACCUCCGAUGCCUGGUAUGGGGGCUCCUAACGCUCCUCCGCCGCCGCCACCAGGAAUGGCUCCUGUGCCAACCCCAACUGCUGGAGGAGGGUUAGGAGCUUUACUUGGCGAUAUUCGAGGCGGCAAGCCUUUGAAGAAGGUGCAAACCAGCGAUCGAAGCACGAGUAAUGUUGCUGGACGAGUUCUGAACUAA